UCGGCCACACGUCAGUCUCACGUGAGAGUCAAGCUGAGCCGCUAGAAACUCCAACUCAGUGCCGAAGAGAGAGCAAAGCAGGACGGGAGGAAAAUGUUGCGGGUCACGAGCUCCGGGACCGGCUGAUCAGUAACCGACUUCACACACCGGAAGCCACACACGAUUGAUCAUCGCGUUAAAUUUCACUCAUCAUCAUCGGUUCCUCCCAAGACUGGACGUCUUGAGUUCUCUGUGGAGCACCAGUCCUCUGAGGUCUCUCCAUGCCUCCAUCUCCACUCGACGACAGAAUUGUGGUGGGGCUGCCAAGGCCUAUAAGACCUCAGGACCUCCGACUCCGCCUGGACACCAGCUACCUGGAAGCCACCGUGGGCUCCGUGGAUACCGUCAGCGAGACGACGGUCAUCAGAAGCACCACAGUGGUGAAGAUCCAGGCGACCAAGCUUUCGUAUAUGCCCUCGUCCAGCGGCUCCACGCGCUCGUUGACGUGUGGAUGCACCAGUGCCAGCUGUUGCACCGUGACGACCUACGAGAAAGACGGGCAGACGCGGUCCCUGAGCCGGGUCAGCGCCAGCAGCCCCGAUCUGAACUCUGGAGUCAGCUAUGGCGUUCACCCCGUGCCCCCCGUGCCGUCGGCGGGCCGCAGCGAGGCGUACAGCGCUCCCAGUCUCACCUCCGCCGUGACCAGGGGCGGCAUGCGGGUCAUCCACCCUAGCGAGCUGGCGAGGAGGCUGAUGCACUGCCCCGAGGGUCACCCGGUCGGCCCCGUGCCUGUCAUCAUCGACUGUCGGCCCUUCAUGGAUUUCAACAAGAGUCACAUCAGGGGCGCGGUGCACAUUAACUGUUCGGACAAGAUCAGCCGCAGGCGACUCCAGCAGGGCAAGAUCACGGUUCUGGACCUGAUUUCUUGUCGUCAGAGUAAGGACUCCUUUAAGGGUAUUUUUUCCAAAGAGCUGGUGGUGUAUGACGAAACCACAGUCGACCCUGGACGGCUAACACCGUCUCAGCCUCUUCACGUGGUCUUGGAGUCUCUACGCAGGGAAGGAAAAGACCCCAUCGUCCUUAAAGGUGGUCUCGCUGGUUUUCGACAGAGCCAUGAAGAUCUCUGCGAAAACUCUCUUCAACCGAUGGAAGGGCAGGACGGCAGUACCGCCAUGGGCCUGACGGGGGUGCUACCUCAUUCUAUACCCUCCACACCAGAUAUAGAGAAUGCAGAGGUGACUGCGAUCCUCCCUUUUCUGUUCCUGGGCAACGAAAGAGACGCUCAAGACCUGGAACUAAUGCAGCGGUUAAACAUCGGGUACAUCCUCAACGUGACCACGCAUCUGCCGCUCUACCACUACGACCUCGGGCACUUCAACUACAAACGUUUACCGGCCACCGACAGCAACAAACAGAACCUGCGGCAAUAUUUUGAGGAGGCGUUUGAGUACAUAGAAGAUGCUCAGCAGGCCGGUCAGGGCCUCCUCAUUCACUGCCAGGCCGGUGUGUCUCGUUCGGCUACCAUCGUCAUCGCCUACCUGAUGAAGCACAGCUGGAUGACCAUGACAGAUGCCUACAAGUUUGUCAAGUCUCGACGGCCUAUCAUCUCCCCCAACCUCAACUUCAUGGGUCAGCUUUUAGAGUUUGAAGAAGAUCUUAACAACGGCGUCACUCCACGUAUACUCACGCCCAAACUCAUAGGCGUCGAGACGGUCGUAUAGCAUCUCCUUCUGAGCGGUCUGCAAGAUGAUAUCCAUUCAUUAGGGAUCUUUUAUUUGAGCUAAAUGAGGAUUUCCGCUUCAGGAUAUCCUUAAGUGGCCAUUUAAGGCCUUUUUUCCUUCACUCUCGUGAAUUUCGAGAUGAGGAUUGGGUGUCAAGAUAAACACUGUGUUUUGCGGUCAUGUGCACUUGGCCGCUGGUGCUUGCUUUAGCUCCAAGGGGAGAGAAAAGAUUAAGGCUUUUGGUAUGCCAGUAUUCUAAUUUUAUUUUUAUACAGGAGAGCGACCGCUGGCACGGCCACGACAAGCCUACGGUGGCUUCACUGUGCAAUAAUUUCUGAGCGGAAAGCAUCCGGGGGAGCGAUGUGUACUGUAUAUAACCAUUUGUGAGGAAGACUUUUACGUGACCUCGUUGCAUACAUUUUCAUUGGAGUCGAGUUUAAAGUGGACCCGAUCGUCUCUGUGCUGAACGAUUUGUGGCUUUCAUCUUCACAGCAUAAAACACCUAAAACCAGCGUAUGAGUGCCAGUCUGUGUAAGGGUUUUUACCAUAAUCAUGAUUAUCUCUGACAAUCACAACUACUUAUUUUAACAAGUCCAUUACAAAUAAAUAACUGCAUGAUAAGAAAAAGAAUAUGGACCAGUACAAGUAUAUAUAUUGAAUAUUAAAUUAUAUAGUUAUAAUAACCAUUUGCUUGAAGAUAUAAAGAACAAUUGAAUGUUUACCCUGAUAUUUUCCAUAUGAUAUAUAAGUAAAUGAAGAUAUCUCCAAAAAUGACAAAAAAUUUGAAAGAUGGAAAGCUUACAGUGUGCAAAUAUAAUAUAUGUGUGCAUAUAACUUCAUAUGGAUUAUAAUUGUGUUAAGCAUUUUAUCAUUUUUGGAGUUUGUAUGGAAAAGUUUCUGUUUUACUGAGAAACAACAUUUGUAAAUGACAUGAGGGUUAGUAAAUACUGUUUCCUUUAAAGGGUACUUCGACUAUAAAACGUUAUACUUUAUUUGCCUUAUACUACUGUAAUUUAUUAAUAAAAAAAGUCACAUUUUAAUUAUUUCAAAAAAUCUCAACAUGUAAUACUCAUUUGAAGCUAUAGAGGCCGCUAUUAAGUUUUGCGCAUAGUGCAUUCUGGGUCAAUGACGUGUAACUGUUCAUACCAGACGCGAAUGAAGCAAAUGAGUUGCUUUAUUCGCGUGUAGUUGGACGCUUGAACAUUUUGAGUUAACGCGUAAAUUCUCACACGAAUUUGACGCAAUUUUUGAGUUAAUGCGUAAAUUCUCACACGAAUUUGACGCAAUUUGCCGGCUUUAGCCUCAGUAUGUAUGUAUAUAUGUCCAUUUUUAACUCUCAUCUUCUGGUUCACAUCAUUUUACAAUCUUACUGAUUGAAGACUUGCUUACCAUGUUUACAUCGCUGUAGCAUUAAUAGAAUGAGUUUUGUUUGAAACCUUUUGACUUCAUGAUUUGUGAUGUAAACAAAAUGGCGGCCUCCGAAUGAAAAGAUUUUAUUAAAGUUUUAAAAACUAUGCCAUUUAAUUUCACAUUCAUAUAGCCAAUCCCAGUGUUAAUCUAUUAAGCCAUACAUGUGUUUAUAGUUGGGGUACCCUUUUAACAUCAUAACACAUUCAGUCUGUUUAUCUCUUCACAUAUUAAAUAGCAAUAGGCUCCGGGCCGGAUCCGUACCAGGUCUGCUCCGAAGGCGGCAGCUCCGGUCUGGAUCCGUUGCGGAUCCGCCCCAGAGCCUAUUGCUAUUCUGCUCAUGUUGGUAUGUUUUCACUGUGUUGAACUUUUUCUCUGUUACACACUUCAGACUUUGUCGUCAGUAAUUGUCCCUCUAUUGGUGCCUUACCUCUUGACUACUCGUGACGUUUUUUUUUUCGAGUGGGCAAUGAUAUGAAUUUCUUUUUAAUGUGUUAGAUCAGUGUCCUAAACUUUAGCUCCAUCACACCUGUGUGUAGUGUUUCAGGUGUGUUUGAUCAUGGAUGGAGCUAAACUCUGCAGGACAAUGGACUUUAACACCAAUAUUAUGGGGCUGGUUAUACGUCAUUCUAAUGGGGCUAAGUUAUAAACUGAAGAAGUUAUAAAUAAAUAAGAGCAAGUUCUUAUUUCCCAUGAAAAACUGAAAUGCUGUGAAUUAACAAACUCUGGGUUUGUCUAAAUAUUGAAAUACAAAGAAAUUAUUUUUCAUUGUGUAAUCUCUCAACAUUUAAAAUGUUUUCUAUAUAAAGUUUUAUUAUUUAGCUUUACACAAAUUUUCUCACUUUGGCAUAAUACUACUUUUUAAAAAAGUAAUACUACUAGACGUAACCUUUAGUAGUUAAAACGUUUCAAAUUGUAUCCCUAUGUUUGUCAUUUAUAUUUAUGGAUGUGAAUUGGGCAGGUUAACAAUAACGUACAGUCAGCAUUCACAAAUAAACCAGACCCUGACAAACGGGUCUUUGUUUUUGCAGUAAUAACCUGGCUAACUGUACAAAUUAGUGAUGCACCGAUAUAUCGGCCUGUAAUCGGUAUCGGCUGUGUGAUUGUUUUGAAUUGGGUCACAAUGACAACAGAAUUGCAGUUUUACAAUUUUCACUUCUAGGAUUUCACAAUACAAUUUAAAAGAAGUAGUAAACAGUUAACUAUCGGUAUUGGUAAAUAUCAUUCUUAGUAAUCGAAUAUCGGUAUCGGCACAGAAAUUUUGUAUUGGUGCAUCCCUAUUACAAUUACUGUAUAAUGUUUUUAAAGAAUAUGUAUACAGUUAUAUUCCUGUUAAUCUCUACUGUCAUGAAUUUAAUUUUUUUUAAUCAAAUGAUAUGACAUAAGGGUUAAAACCAGAGCAACACACUGAACCAAAAACCCUCAGUGUCGAAAACCAAAACCAAUUACCAUUUUCCUUUUCUAAUUCAUUCUGGGUCCUACAAACCUAAAACAGACAUCAUUCAAUUAAAAUGUUGGACGACAAUUUCUGAAUGCAAAGCACAUUUUUAAUAUUCAAAUUGCUUUUUAGCUAUAUCUGUAUAUUUACUGCUGUUUGUUGGAUGUGCAAAGAUUCUCUUACAUUAACGUUCGGCUGAUGCGAAUUGCAACUCGCAGCCUUUUUAUUUUUACAUGCUGAUUUUCUGUCACUUUUGUGUCACACUGUGCUUGUAUGAGCGUAACCCCGAGCAUCUGAAUCCGCCUCAUGGAUUUAAAGGGCAAAAAUACUCUGGGUGCACUCAUGAAAAUAUGAAAAUUAUUGCAGCUGUAGACAUUUGCAAACAAAUCUCUAUGCAUUGUUUAUAUUUUGCACUGACUUUUUUAUUUAGUAUUUUUCCCCACAAAGGUGCUAUGAUGCUGGAGGCCUUCCGCAAUGUUUUUGCAUGACCUGCUUUGGUAAAGUGUCUUCCUGUAAGCCAAGAGCUCUCUUUAAAUGUCAGAGUUCAAAACACAGAUUAUUUUGUAACGUGAGGUUUGGAAAUAAACAAACAAAAAAUA
Molecule: messenger RNA, 5144 nt
Organism: Misgurnus anguillicaudatus (oriental weatherfish)
Lineage: Eukaryota; Metazoa; Chordata; Actinopteri; Cypriniformes; Cobitidae
Gene: dusp10
Product: dual specificity phosphatase 10
Biological process (GO): peptidyl-tyrosine dephosphorylation; negative regulation of JUN kinase activity
Cellular component (GO): cytoplasm; cytosol
Molecular function (GO): MAP kinase tyrosine phosphatase activity; protein tyrosine/threonine phosphatase activity; MAP kinase tyrosine/serine/threonine phosphatase activity
Source: RefSeq, a predicted model, not a curated record